GGAAGGAGCACGCUGUGCACAACAGCAGCGAGAGGAGACGGCAGCGCGGCGUUUCUCUCUCUCGGAGCCAAGCGGCUGGAAAAAGCAGCCCUCAAACCAAGUCCAGCCCGCCCCAUCGGGGCCUUCUUAGCCAGCGGUCUGCCGCCCCACACUCCGGACGUUUGCUUUGGAGCAGGCACAUGGAGCCUGGGUGGUUUCUCUGCAGAGGCAAAGCGCGCUGAGCUCAGCCGGCCCCUCGUCGCCUCCUGCCAGUCCGCACUUUCAAGUUUGCCUUUUUUCCCUUUUCUUUUUUGCAAGUCUGCUCUUUUCUGGAGACAGGUUGCAAGGAUCGCCGCGCGGGGCUUGGAUUUGGCAAUGCUCCGACACUGGUGGCUCGUUGGGCUCUUCGUAGCUUGUGCAUCUGGAAAGAAGCUAUGGGAUGUCCCCAAAUCUCACACAGAUCAGAUCAGCCCAGGAAAACUGCGGUGGGAGCCGCAGUGCCAGUUCCAAUUGCGCCACCUGCAGGACGGCGCUAGAAUUUCAGCUCUCCUGCCUCCCCGGCUGGAAGGUCACUGGAUUUCAACAGGGUGUGAGGUACGUCCAGGACCUGAAUUUCUCACCCGGUCAUAUAUGUUCUAUGCCAACCGCCUCUUCAAAGCCUAUCAGUUCUACUACCGAGACCCUUCCUGCCGGGAGCCCACCUACUCCCUGGUCAUCAAAGGCAAAGUCAGGCUCCGCCAGGCCUCCUGGAUCACUCAGGGUGCCACAGAAGCAGAUUACCACCUUCACAAAGUGGGCAUUGUCUUCCACAGCCAGAGGGCCAUGUGGGAAACUGUGGCCCGCAUCAACCAGACUUCAGGAGAGCACUGCAAGGGGUUCUUGUCAGCUGGGCGGACUUGGGCUCCUGGUGCCCUCUAUGAGCUCCUGAGUGCCAAAGCUGAGCGGGAUUGCACUGCGGGCCUCAGCUUUGCCAUGCACGAACUUAGCCUUGUACGAGUGGAGAAGUACCACCAGCCCUUGUUCCUUCAGCAAAACCAGGGGAGCAGGGAGGUGGAGGAGCUGUAUCUGGGGGACAUCCACACGGAAUGGUUGGAGAGGCUCCAUUAUCGGCCGACAGGAUAUCAGUGCCCCCUGCAGAAUGCAAUGCACCACAUCCAUCCAUGCCCUGCCUGUGGGAUGAUAUACAGAGCUGAUGAACACCACCCACCCAUAUUGCCCGCAAAGCCUGACCUCCCUAUGCUGCUAAGCGGCCAGUGGGUCAGCACUCGGUGUGAGGUCCGCCCGGCUGUGCUUUUUCUCACAAGGUACUUCACCUUCCACGGCAACAACCGCAGCUGGGAAGGCUACUACCACCACUACUCUGACCCUCUCUGCAAACAGCCAACUUUCACGGUGUACGCCUCGGGCCACUAUACGCAAGGGGCGCCAUCCCUCAUUGUGAGAGGAGGCACCGAGCUGGUCUUCAAGGUGACCUGCGCUUGGGUGACGCCGAUGGAUCAGGUAACUGUGGCAAUGCUGAACUCCUCUGACUUCGGGAGCUGCGGGGAGGCUGGUUCGUGGAGCAUCGGGCAGGAGCUGGACGUGACUCACACAAACGGCUGCGCGGCUCUGGGAAUCAGACUCCCCCACACGGAGUACGAACUCUUCAGAAUUGAACAGGAUGCAAAGGACCGCAGCUUGCUCUUCAUCGGGGAGAGGCCAACAGAUGGGUCGAGCCCCAACACACCCAGCAAACGCCCUACAUCUUACCAGGCCCCUCUCCUUCAGUGCGGAAGAUCCUCAGGAGCUUUAGCGAGGCAUGUUAAGCCAAGUUACCUGGGAAGGUUGGGCACUGACAGUAAUAGCGGAGCCCUGAAGACAUUGCCUUGGGCAUCUCUGCUAGCCUCUCUAGCUGUACAGCUGGCCAGGUGGGACUAGUCGCUUAGAUAUUUUGGUCACUGGGCUGCUGCACAGAAUCCAGACAGCCUUAGCAUUAAGACUGAUGCACAUGCACACUAAAAUGAGCACAUUUGGAAAUGGUUUCAUUUUAUACCUUACAGGUAGGCACAUUAUAUUUUUUUAAUGACAGGUGAAGCCCAGUGGAUGAGCUUUCCCCCUUCAUACUUGCCUAAGUAUGGACAUGGACCUCUGAAUCUGUGUCCUUCAGCUUUUUAUCAGGUGGCUUAAAUUGUACUAAACACACACUACUGUCUAUUUCUAAAGAGGUCUAGGAUAAACCUGCAGCCCUCCCCCCCCCCCAAAAAGAACAGUUCUGCUUUCGUGGGAUAAUUUCACCUUGUGGUUGUUCUGGAUCAGUCUUACACAGACACAUUGUUUGCCAGUUUGUACAAAAUGUAAGCCAACUACUCAAAACAUAAAUGUUGGAAUUAGAGAAUCUGCUGUCUAGCAUCCAUAUAAUGUACCAUGUGUGUGGAAAUGUACAUGCAUAUUAAAAUGCUUGUUUUAAAAAUGAUGGGGGGGAGGGGCUAGAUUGGGACAGCAUUUAACACUAUUGUUUUGCAGCCUGACCACAGAGGCUGGGUUUGCACAUAAAGCUCAGCUAUGGUUCAGCACUACAUGCAGGAGCAGAAAGUAGCCUGCACAGGUGGGAGAAUGAUUUUGCUGGAGUUCAGUUUUUCCACUAAUUUAAUCCUACCUUGUCAUCUCAUACAAACCAGAGAUCAUAGUGUUUUGUUUUGUUUUUAAACUCAGUUUCAAGACAAGCCAAUAUCAAAUUAUUCAUUUAAAAAUAUUUUAAAACUUUCAUUCAAAAAGAAAAUUCCAAGGUGGGGUGCAGUAUCAAUAUAAAACAAUUAAGUGAAAAGACAUUAAAACAAAAUACAGUAGCCAAAUGCAGUAGUCAGAGAAAUAGCUCUGACUGCACAUCAAUGGCCUGAAAAUGCCUGAGCAAAGAAAUACAUUUUCAAACAGACAGGGAAAGCACAUUAUGAGCAUUGCCUGCUGUGUCUCAGAGAACAUAAGAACAGCCCUGCUGGAUUAAGCCAGGGGCCCAUCUGGUCUGGCAUCCUGUUCUCGCAGUGGCCAACCAAAUGCCCAUGGGAAGCCCACAAACAGGACCUGAGCACAAGAGCACUCCUGCUGCGGUUUCCAGCAACUGGUAUUCAGAAGCAUUCUGCCUCCGUCCCUGGACGUGUAACAUAGCCAUCAUGGCUAGAAGCCAUUGAUAGCCUUAUCCUCGAUGAAUCUGUCUAACCCUCUUUUAAAGCCAUCCGAGUCGGUGGCAAUCUCUGCCUCCUUUGGGAGCAAACACCAUAGUGUGACUUACUGCGUGAAGAACUUCCUCUUGUCCUGAAUCCUCCAGCACUCAGCUUCAUUAGUUGUCUGCGAGCUCUAGUGUUAGAAGACACAGAGAAAAGCUUUUCUCUAUCCACUUUCUCCAUGCCACGCAGAGGAGAGACAAAGAGCCACUACAGAAAAGGCCAACCUCCAUGUUGCUGCAAGGUGGAUUAAUGCAGGUCCUGGCAUAGGCAGGAGGGUCUCCUGUGAAGAUCUUAGUGGACAGGAAAGGUCAUAUGGGAGUGUUCUUUCAGGUACCUAGGUCUCAGGUUGUUUAGUGUUUUAUACAUUAAAAGAAAUUACGAAGCUAGCUUGUUUAACUGACCAGUGUUGUCAAUUAUGAUUUCUGUUUUGUAUGGCAUGACAACUCAGGAUUAUUGGAAAGGCAAAUGAAAUACUAGCAAAGUCCUUUUUGCUGGCUGUGCUGGAGGUGAGGGGAGAGCGGUGCCAAGCCUGAGGCUUUGCGUAGGCUGCCUUCCUGCUCUCUCACACAGUGCUGAACCAUUGUUUGGCAUUACACGUGAACCAGGCCACAAUAUCUGGAUGCUCCUCUCGAAGUGUGGGUGAGUUGUUCAUAUGACUAGCCCUGAGACUCUUGGGUUUUUUUUUAGAAUUCUGAGGAUCCCAGCUUUUAAAAUGAAGAUAGCAUGAAUCUAGGACUAAGCUUGAAAAGAAAGUAGCAAAUUAAUAACAAUAAUAAUAACAAUAACAAUAAUGAUUCAGCCUGUGUAUCCGUGGGAAGGCGCCUUAUACCGAACUGGACCACUGGUCCACCUUACUUAGUAUUGCCUACGUGGACUGUGCAGUGGCUCUCCAGGGUUUCAGACCAGGGUCUCUCCCAGCCUGAUGUGGGGAAUAAAACCCGGGACCUUCUGCAUGCAAGGCAGGUGUUUACAACACCCCCUCCCUGCUUAAUUAUCCUAAUACACCUGGGAGGAAAGGAGGCACCUAUUGGUUAACAGAAAAUGCUCAGAAGGGUAUUUGUUUACACUCUCAGCCAUUUUCCACUGUGAAAAAUAACCCAGUGCGAGUUUUCUGGCAUUACAGGCCUCUCCAAUCAGUCAACAAAGCAACAUCCAAUUGAGUUAACUCUGAAAUACGCAGCUUCUGGCAACAGGCAAAAAACUCGUGAUUUCACAUUGUCCGAUCAAACUUUUUUUGGCAGCCAUUCUUUAGAGCUAUAGAGUUCCAGCAACUGUGUUCUAUGAAGUAAUUUUUAUUUUAGUUUUUUGGCAAUAAGGAGCUGUGCAUAAAAAAAACCCUAAGAGAGAACUGAUGACCAUGACAAUCUUCAGUAUAAUUCAGGCUAAUAUAUAUGGGAUAGUAUAAUAUAAAAACCAAUGCCUUCUUUUUAAGCUAUACAGGACAGCAGAUUCCUGAAGUAAUCAGAUCUUCUUGGAAAGUCUGUCUCUUCUCCAAAUGUCUUGAAGAAUUCUCUCCCCCCCCCAAAAAAAACCUCCCUCUUUCAGCUGUGCAACUACAAUUUACAUGGUAUACUUAAAACAUUGUGGGUAAUAUGUAGAUAAUUGCUGGGUUUUUAUACAAAUACCAGUGGGGAACUGUGCAUUAGCAACCGAUUCAGAUGUAAUGCUUAUCUUAAUUUUUUAAAAAUGUAUUACAGCAUGUUACAUUCUUUUUCUA
This is a messenger RNA of Rhineura floridana, 4896 nucleotides long. RefSeq names its product APC down-regulated 1 like (gene APCDD1L). The transcript is spliced from 4 exons. The record is from RefSeq and is a predicted model, not a curated record. Gene Ontology annotation, molecular function: Wnt-protein binding. The coding region runs from base 355 to 1896 and encodes 513 amino acids. NCBI's taxonomy places the organism in Eukaryota, Metazoa, Chordata, Lepidosauria, Squamata, Rhineuridae. Gene Ontology annotation, biological process: negative regulation of Wnt signaling pathway. Gene Ontology annotation, cellular component: plasma membrane.